Cladophialophora immunda is the source of this 892-nucleotide messenger RNA. RefSeq lists its product as uncharacterized. The record is from RefSeq and is a predicted model, not a curated record. NCBI's taxonomy places the organism in Eukaryota, Fungi, Ascomycota, Eurotiomycetes, Chaetothyriales, Herpotrichiellaceae. The transcript has a single exon. The coding region runs from base 143 to 682 and encodes 179 amino acids. Gene Ontology annotation, molecular function: FMN binding.
ACGUGGUUUUCUGGAAUAGCCAUUCACGUGGGAUAAAUAGAAUGCGAGGUUGAAGAUGAAGUCCGCUGUGUCAUCAAUUGUCCAUUCUUACUCCACACCAUAAAGGAACACAUCUUCCUCCAUAUCAACUGCAAUUAGGAGGAUGUCUGUUUUGAUUGCCUACGCUUCAGCAAAAGGCUCGACUGGCGAGAUUGCCGAGCGCAUUGCCGAAAAACUGCGGGAAUCUUGUCCCGCUUCGACUGUGAAAUGUUCGCCAAUCAGUGCGAUCGAUGUCACAUCGUUGCCGUCCUACACCGCGGUCAUAGUGGGCAGCGCGAUCCACGCAGGCUCAUGGCUAAGUCCUGCCCGCCGCUUCAUCCACAAUAACGCCAUUGUUUUGAAAGAGAAACCGAUGUGGGCUUUCAGCGUUGGCAUGCCGCCAAAAGAAGAAGACCGACGGAAGGAAGAGCAAAUGAUCGAAGAAAAGAUUCGAAAGACUUUGCCAAACUUACGUCGUCACGAAUUGUUCGAAGGUCGCUUCAACAAGCAGGACCUGCCAUGGUUUGGACGCAUUAUCAUUUCAUGCUGCAUACCCAAAGAUAAAGCCAAAUUUGGGGAUGCAAGGGAUUGGGUCGAAAUCAAUGCGUGGGCGGAAGUCAUUGGGAAGGAAAUUACUGCACUUUCUGCUGGAGGGACCCAAUAAAAGAUUAUGUGGCGCCGUCUGAAAAAGUCGACAUGACUCGGCAAGGAACGAAUAAUUGAUUCUCUGGCUAGUUUGAAAUUAUAUCAAAUUCAUUAUUUGAGAAUUUGACGGAGAACAAACUGUCAGCUUUGCUUCGUGCCAAACAUGAUAUGUCGAAGAAAGUUAUCUUUAAUAUGGUACCGCACAGUCCAACCUCGUGUGUCUCUCAGG